Rattus norvegicus (Norway rat) is the source of this 3938-nucleotide messenger RNA. Lineage: Eukaryota; Metazoa; Chordata; Mammalia; Rodentia; Muridae. The record is from RefSeq and is a predicted model, not a curated record.
UGCGGGGGUGGAGUGGGGUUCUCAUGACCGCCUCCUUCCCGGCCCUGUCCUCUGUGCAAAAGAUGGCUCUGGGGCUGUCUGCAGUCAGUCACCUAGCUGCCCGCUACUUGGUUACCACACCCACACCAGCUGCAGAAAUGCAGCUGAUAAGAGCGGUGGUGGCCACAAGAGCAGAGGACGACAUGUGAUUUCCGAUUCAGUUAGGCCAAGGCUGAUAAGCCAGACUGCCCGGGCCACCCGUGGAGGCUGCACUGGUUCAUGCUCUCCCUUAUCAUGCUCUCGGCUUAUUUAUUCCCCGCUUGUCACUCGUGUACUCACUCUCCAUUUGCUUUACUGAAUGAGCCAAUCCUCUUCUCGUGGUUGGGGUGACUAAAAUCUGACGACUGCUACUAUCCCAAAACUUCCUGAGCAGGCAGCGGGUGGGGGCAGGCGGGCAGGCAGACCAGUGAACACCAGUGAAGAGGAGCUAGAGAGAAUUAACCUCGGGGGACAUGGGAAAUUCAGGAAAGAAAGUAAUAGGAGGGAGACAGAGCCAGAGAAGAAAUGAUGCUCAUCCCUGAACUGCUUUUUCUAAUGGCUUUUUUUAGAACCUAGUGAGGGCCUUACGAGGGAGUCAAACAAAUAAAAACCAGUAACUCCAUACUCCAAGUAACUGCAAGCGACAGAAGCCCACAUGAAACAGGUUUGAUCUUCGAAAGGUGGGGAAAUUAUUAGAUCGCAUAGAUGAGCAGAUUAGAAAUAGAUUAGGUAAUAGGGUUUCAGGCACGGCUGGAUCUAGGUGCUUUGAUUACAGCAUCAUUAUCUAUCUGGCUGCUACUCUCCAGAGCUGAUUUACCAAUGGGCUGCGACCAGGGAAUCUGUGACUUUUAAAAAGAGAACUAAAAGGUAUUGUUGGAGAUGUUCCUGUGUGAUCGAUUUCACGUUGAGAUAGAAAGGGAGGAGGGUAGGGAGGCAGAACGAGGAGGAGCUUCCUCUCAAUGCCCCCAACUAUCCUUCCCUAGACCGGACAUUUGUCACCACUGACCACUGGUCCCUCCUUGACAUUCCUGCCCCAGGUUUUCCUCUUGCCCCUCUCCUGUCACUUUGCCUUGUUUCCCAUACUUCUUGGUCAAACAGGAGAUGACCCAAGAAGAAGAUUAGAAGGAGAGUCUCAAGGCCUAGAUGGUUUUGGUUUGCCUGUUUAGAGACAGGCUAGCAAAAUGUAGCCCAGGCUGGCCUUGAACUCACAGAUAUCCACCUGCCUCUGUCUCCUAAGCAUGGGGGUCAAAGGCGUGGACCACCACACCUGGCAGCCUGCAUGGUUAAGAACCUUCACUGGUUCGUGGAGAGGCAGCAGCGAGGAGCUACUCAGGGGUGAGAUUAAGGAAGCAGCCCAGGGCAAAGCCCACAGGCUGGGGGAGGCAGUGCUGUGCAGACUUGAUGUGGUUUAAGAUGCAAAUGUGGGACGCCAGGUGCUGGGAUGACACCAAGUUUCUGUUCCGAGGUGACAGACAGAGGCACAGGUUUGGCUGGUGUGGAAUAGCUCAGUCUGUACAUGUCAGGGGGGAGGAGCUUAACGGACCUCUGGCCCAUGAUCUCCAGUAUAGGGUGAGGCAUAGAUGGGGUGUUUGGACUUUUGGAAAAGCCUAGGUUUCUGCUUCAGGACCUCAUCAGCAUGAGAGCGGACCCUUGUGGAAACAUCCGUCCCUCUAGACAGGUCAGUUGCAUUAGGUCAGAAUAAGGAAUCCUCCGGGGACAGUGAGUGACCACACCCACUUCUUUGAGGGGAAAAAAAGCAUCUGCAGGAUAUGCCUGGGAGGGGCUUUGUGGGCUGUGAGGAAGGGGAAGGAAGGGGAGGGACAGGACUGGCUGAGUGAGGAAGAACAUUUUCUGCAGAUCUAGGGUAGACAGUCAGGAGUACAAGGUCUCCUUGGCUCCUUUGGGACACCUGGUCCCUGGGGUUGCUGGCCUUCUGGACAGGAGCUCAGGAGCUCAUCGACUGAAGGAUCUGGACAGGUGGACAGCUGAGGGCCAAUGCCCGUGCUGUGCUGUGUGACACGAUUCUCCCAGCAACUAGAGGCUGGCUCAGUGCUUCCUUUCAGCCCAGGAGAGACACCCCAAGGAAGUAGGCCUGAGGCCCUUCACAGAGCCAGCAAGGAGAACAAUCUCUGUGUAGAAACCACCAUUCUGCUUUCCACUCUGCUGCUUGAGACAACCACAUCCUUCCCUUACAGGACAGGCUCCAUGGAGAGCUCAGAUGUGGAGCUGGACUUCCAGAGGAGUGUACAGGCUGUGCUGCGAGAGCUCAACACCCCAAACCCAGCCCUCCAGAGUAAUCAGGGCAUGUGGAGAUGGUCUCUGCACAAGAAGAUGGAGAGAAAUCCAGGAAAGAGCUCCGUUCUGGUCCGAAUUCUGCUCAGAGAGCUGGAGAAGGCAGAAAGCGAGGACGCACGGCGUGUCAUCAUACCCUUGCUGCUCACUCUAAUGUCAGUGCUCACUAAGGCGACCGGCAUCACGGAAGAUCUAUACCAUAGAGCUUACACCUUCUGCACCAGGCUGCUGACCUUGCCAGCCCCCUACUCUACAGUCGCCUUGGACUGUGCCAUAAGGCUGAAAACAGAGACGGCUGUCCCAGGUACGCUGUAUCAGCGGACUGUCAUUGCGGAGCAGAACCUGAUAAGUGAGCUCUACCCUUACCAGGAGAGAGUGUUUCUGUUUGUGGACCCCGAGCUGGUUUCUGCCUCCGUGUGCAGUGCCCUGCUGCUGGAGAUCCAGGCAGCCCAAGAGCAGCAGACACCCGAGGCCUGCAUGCGCCACGUGGUCUCCCAUGCCUUACAGGCAGCUCUGGGAGAAGCCUGUCACACAGGUGCUCUGAACAGGAAGCUGCAGGCCAGCUCCCGUCGCGUACUAGAAUACUAUUUCCACGCUGUCGUGGCUGCCAUAGAGCAGGUGGCUAGCGAGGACAGCCCCAGCCGGCUGGGACACCUGGAGAGGAUGGAGGAGAUUUACUGCUCGCUGCUAGGAACUGCGACCACAAGAAGGCGCUGCGUCGUCUGCUCCUUUCUUCAGGUGACCUCCUCCAAGACCGACUGCCAAGCAUCCCCCUGCCCAGUCCCUACAUCACCUUCCACCUGUGGACUGACCAGGAGCAGCUCUGUACGUGCCGGAGCCUCUGAGCUCCUGUAGAAUUGGCUGAGAACCGUGGUGUAUGUCUGCGUGUGUUCAUGUGUCUGUGCUCCUGUCUGUGUUCAAGCUUUGUUCUCUGAGUUGGUCCACAUGUCUGGACAAAAUUGCAAAUCUUUUCCAGGUUGGAUUAGCCCAGUGCAUUAGCCCUUGGUCUCUUGUAUUCGUGUGAAUGCCAUCAAUGUCUCCCAAAGGGAGGCAAGCAAAACCCAUUAUGGUACCUUCCACAGCAUUCAUUUCCCACUACUGUUGUGUCCUACUCCACUUCUCGUGGCUCUUCUAGCAAGUGAGGACAAGGACAUCAAUUUUGGUAGAAAGUAUUGAUCUGGAGUACUGGGUUCAAGUCUUGACACUUCCUUUUGCCCAGUGGGUCAUGGUAGAUCCCGUCUCUCUCUGAACCUAAAAGAGAAAACCUCCAAGUCUUCCCUGGAGCUGGUGGCCUGGUACCUGUGUCCCAGGGGGAGCUUCCCCACAGGAAGUGGGGUGUUGGGAGGGACCCAGGGGCAGCUAAAUGUAGGAGGUGCUGGGUUAAGCAUUGUCUUCUUUAGUACUGGAGUUUUACAUGGGAUUUUAAUAUGUUUAUUGAUUGACUGGAUGUGGUGGUGCACACCCUUAAUCCCUGUACUCAGGAGGCAGUGCCAGGCAGAUCUCUGUGAGUUCAAGGCCAUCCUGAUCUACAUGGUGAGUUCCAGAAUUGCCAGGAUUACAUAGAGAGACCCUCUCUCAAAAAACAAAAAACAAAAACAAAACAAAAAAAAAACUAAAACAAAACAAAA